Molecule: messenger RNA, 1201 nt
Organism: Salvia hispanica
Lineage: Eukaryota; Viridiplantae; Streptophyta; Magnoliopsida; Lamiales; Lamiaceae
Source: RefSeq, a predicted model, not a curated record
GUGCAGCCAUUUCUCUUAAGACUACGAUUCAAAAUAUUCUACAAUCGUCUUGUAUUUCUCUGGUUUCUCACUCUCAACAAAUCUUACCACCAGCCUACGAGGCCAUGAGUCGCUUGCAAAAGGUUCUUCUAAAAUUGGACGAGACGGGCUACAGCAAGAUCAGGACGAAGGUGAAUGCUUUGGAUGAACAAAUCAAAGAGGUUGUGUGGGAAUUCGAAGAUUUACUAGAAUCUCAUGUGUAUCAACAGAUUCUUCCACAGCUCGAAAGCUCAGGAGAUCACAUGGCAGCUAUCUUUGUGGAUUUGCAGAGUUUGCAGCAGAGUGUUGAUUGCUUCGUCGAGAGGGUGAAAGCGAUGGAGGCGGAGUACGAUAUUGAACUGCUGAAUAUGCCUGAUGAAGAAGGUGAACCUCUUUCCUCAAGAAUUGAUUGCAGUGGAAUCAACUCGAAGAUGGUUAGAAUACCUGAUGAUUUUGGACUAGUUAGGGAUGUGGUUCUUGCAGAAGAUGAAGAGAACUGCUGUGGAAUUAUUGGGAUGGCAGGAGUUGGAAAGACAACUUUUGCUAAGAAAGUAUUUGACGACCCAUUAGUGCGCGAACAUUUCGAGCAUCGGGCAUGGGUCAAAGUGGGCAAAAAAUGUGAAUCCAAUGAAACAUUAAAAUGCAUUCUAGCUCAACUGGAUCCCAACACUCAAGGUCGAGACGGUUAUGAUGACGAGAAAUUAGCUGGAAUCUUGGAAGAGCGAUUGAAAGAUAAGCAAUGUCUCAUUGUGUUGGAUGACGUAUGGGAAUGGGACACCCGAAUGAUAGCUAACUUGCCUCAAGAGAAUGUUCGAAUCUUGUUUACAAGCAGGCUAAAUACGAUAAAUUCUUCAGGUGUAAGAGUAAAUUUGUUGGAUGAAGAAGAGAGUAAGAAAUUACUUGGUGAGAAGGUGUUUGGUGAAGAGGGGUUCCCUCCCCACCUUGAGAAACUGGGAGAGAUAAUUGCCAAUAAAUGUGAAGGUCUUCCACUUAUGUUAGUCACAGUUGGAGAGCUCCUAUCCAAAGAAGACAAGACUCCAGAGUUCUGGACUGAGGUGGCCGGUAAAAAACAUAAUUCAAUAUUCGUGGAUGCAUAUAGUCAAAUAUCGGAGGUUAUUAUGAUGAUAUGAAAGAUCAACGGCGGUUGUGUGCUCAUAGCAACAAUUUAUUUGCCUUCCAAGAA